Molecule: messenger RNA, 862 nt
Organism: Pteronotus mesoamericanus
Lineage: Eukaryota; Metazoa; Chordata; Mammalia; Chiroptera; Mormoopidae
Gene: LBX2
Product: ladybird homeobox 2
Exons: 2
Coding region: 266-862 (198 amino acids)
Biological process (GO): regulation of transcription by RNA polymerase II
Cellular component (GO): nucleus
Molecular function (GO): DNA-binding transcription factor activity, RNA polymerase II-specific; sequence-specific double-stranded DNA binding
Source: RefSeq, a predicted model, not a curated record
UUGUUCAACCGGCUUCUUCCACCGGCUUCUCUGCUGCGCCUCCAUAGCCUGUAGAAAUACCGCUGUCGGGACGUUUACCAGCUCCAGACCCACCGCAGCCCGGGGCUGGGGAGUGGGGGCGCAGGAGGAGGGGCACACGGGGCUCGGGCCCAGCGUGGGGGGCGGGUCCGAGGCGGGGGGCCCAGAUUGGGAGCCGCCCGCUGGGGCCCAGGCAGCUGCAGAGCCAAGCGCAGCGGGAGGCAGGACCGCCACAGCCCGGCCAGCCAUGAGCUCGGGACCCGAGCCCCAGACAGCGCGGACACCCUUCAGCAUCGCAGACAUCCUAGGCCCGCGCAGGGUUCCCCGAGGACCGUCUGCGUCGCAGCUUCCAGACUUGAGCCCAGGUCCUACGUCGCCGCUGUGCGCGCUGGAGGAGCUGACUAGUAAAGCUUUUCGUGGACUUGACGGGCACGCCCUGCAGCCCUCUGAAGGCCGAGCGGCCCCGGGUGCUCUGGGCCCGGGUCCGGCCAGCCGCAGACGGCGAAAGUCACGCACGGCGUUCACGGCACAGCAGGUGCUAGAGCUGGAGCGGCGCUUCGUAUUCCAGAAGUACCUGGCGCCGUCCGAGCGCGACGGGCUGGCGGCGAGGCUCGGCCUGGCCAACGCGCAGGUAGUCACGUGGUUCCAGAACCGGCGCGCCAAACUCAAGCGCGACGUGGAGGAGAUGCGCGCCGACGUGGCCUCGCUGCGCGCGCUGUCCCCCGAAGGCCAGGGUCGCUUCGCGCUGCGGGACGGCGCCCCCGACCUUGGCCUCCGUCCGAGCUCGGGGCGGCCUGACUCCGGGCUCCACCUGUCAGACGAAGAGAUACAGGUGGACGAUUGA